GAUCACGAGGUCAUUUCAACCUGCAGGAGAGUCGGCUAACUGCCAUUUACAGACUUUAUUCUGUUACUAUUUUAUUUCCUCGUUCCUGUACUAGCAAGAAAACGUGUUUUAAAUGGGCGUAUAGCAGCUGUAGGAGCAGCUCCAUAGUACCUUAGCUUAGCCUGAACCAGUGAGCUGCUCAACACGACGAGUUAAAGCAGGUUUCCGUAUUAAGUUUAUCUUUUUGUUUUCACAAAGAAGGGUUUGCUUGCUAGCAUGGAGUCGUGUGGCGCUACAGUUCUCGGGUUUUUAGCGAGCAUCGGGCUGGCUGGGCUUGUGUUUGCAGCACACAAACUUGGCUUAGUCUACCAGUUGUUUCACAAGACUGAGACAAAGAGCCCACGGCAUGGAGGUGAGAGCGUGGCAGAGGUCCUCAGAGCCCAUGGGGUCAAGUUCGUUUUCACCCUCGUCGGCGGGCACAUCUCACCCAUCCUGGUGGCCUGUGAGAAGAUGGGCAUCCGCAUCGUGGACACCCGACACGAAGCCACCGCCGUCUUCGCUGCUGAUGCUGUGGCAAGGCUCUCAGGCACUGUUGGUGUUGCAGCAGUGACUGCUGGCCCGGGCCUCACUAACACAGUGACUGCAGUGAAGAACGCUCAGAUGGCUGAAUCUCCGCUGCUGCUCUUGGGAGGAGCUGCUGGCACACUACUUCAGGGCAGAGGAGCGCUGCAAGAUAUCGACCAGAUGUCCCUCUUCAAGCCGCUGUGUAAGUUCUGUGCCUCCAUCAGGACGAUCAGGGAGAUCGUCCCUACGGUUAGGAAGGCUCUGGCCAUCGCUCAGUCGGGAACGCCUGGUCCUGUUUUCAUUGAGUUCCCCAUAGACACGCUCUACCCCUACCAUCUGGUGUGCAAAGAGUUCGCUGUUAAGAACCCUCCCAAAGGCCUGAUGGGAAAAAUUGUUGCAUGGUACCUCAAUAAUCACCUCAUGAACCUUUUUGCUGGAGCCUGGGAGAACAGAGACGUGUCUCCACUUCCUGUUCAAAUCCCUCAAGCCACAGACGAUCAGGUGCAAAAGUGCAUAGAGCUGGUGAGCCGAGCCAAGAAACCUGUUAUUGUGCUGGGUAGCCAAGCAACACUACCUCCAUCACCGACUGAUGACAUUAGGAAGGCUUUGGAGGAUCUGGGUAUCCCCUGUUUUCUUGGGGGAAUGUGUCGUGGCAUGCUGGGUAAAGACAGCCCCAUCCACAUCCGGCAGAACAGACAAGGCGCUUUGAAGGAUGCUGAUUUGGUGCUCUUAGCAGGAACUGUGUGUGACUUCCGGCUGGGCUACGGCAGAACUCUCAACAGACGCAGCAAGAUCAUCGCUGUCAACAGAGACAAGACCCAGCUGCUGAAAAACUCAGAUAUAUUCUGGAAACCAACUUUAGCAAUUCAGGGUGACGCUGGUUCGUUUUUGGUGCGGCUUUCCAAAGGGCUGAAGGGCCACCGUUGUCCAGAGGAAUGGCCACAGAGCCUCAAAGCUGGAGACACGACCAAAGAAAAUGCAAAUAGGGCUAAAGCUGAUGAGAAGACUGAACACCACUUGAAUCCCUUGAAAGUCCUCCAUCGAGUGGAUGAGCUCAUGGCCGAGGACAGCAUCAUUGUUGCAGACGGGGGGGAUUUUGUAGGAAGUGCUGCUUACAUAAUGAGACCAAGAGGACCUAUGCGUUGGUUGGAUCCAGGAGCCUUUGGUACUCUGGGAGUUGGAGGAGGUUUUGCCCUCGGGGCUAAACUGUGCCGGCCUGAAUCUGAGGUGUGGAUAGUCUAUGGUGAUGGCUCCUUAGGAUACAGUGCUGCAGAGAUUGAUACAUUCACUAGACACAAGACACCGGUCAUAGCUGUGGUGGGAAACGAUGCAUGUUGGAGUCAAAUAUCCAGAGAGCAGGUUCCCAUGCUGGGCAGCAACGUGGCAUGUGGCCUUGCAUUUACAGAUUAUCACAUCGUGGCAAAUGGUUACGGUGGUAAGGGCUACCUGGUAGGGCGUGAGGACGAGGACAGGCUGAGUGACAUCAUCAGACAGGCUCAGAAGGAGUGCCGGGAAGGCAAGGCCACACUUCUCAACGUUCUGAUAGGGAAGACCAACUUCAGAGAGGGCUCUAUCUCUGUAUAGAGCAGCUGUGCAUUUACACUUUGGAUUCUUUUUCCUUUAACUUUAGCUUCAUAGACUUUCACUAUCCAGGAUCUAUGAAGGAUUUUAGCAAAUAAGACAACUGAGUAGAGUCCAACCCUGAGCAGACCUCUGCUAAUCCCAUGUGUCCUUAAAGCCAUAUAUCACUAUGAUAAGAGACAUCGCUUUGCAAUAUGCUGAUCUCCCAUAAGAGUUUAUUUUCCCAUCAGUUGCAGUGUCCCUUAUUUCUUUCAUCAGACUAGUAAAAAACACUCAUAACAUGUCUACUGUUAUUAUUACUUUGUAUUUGAGCUAUUUCCUAUUAAGUUUAAUUAUAUUUUAAACAGCUCCAGACCUGCCGGUCUACAAACUAAAGCUUCUGUUGUGCAUCCUGCUACUUUCAGGUUCAUGUUGUGCUAUUUCAAAGAAUCGCUGCUGCAUUUGAAAAAGGGAAAGAAUGAAUAACAGCAUACUUGUGCUUUGUUAAGGGAUUUUUCCCUCUGGAGGAGGUUGUGGGUGAGAUGUUUGACCUUUAAACAGCCUAAUGCAACUUUUGCAAAUAAACCAGUGACUGGAAUCACUCAUGAGACAGAGAGAGAGCAUUGGUUUAAAGUUAUUACAUGUAACCAGUAUGCCUUUUCUCUUGUUCUGACUUGAACACAGAGCCUUUUUGUGAGGAUACAUGAAAUCUUAGCUCUGUAAUAUUCUUUAAUAUUUGAUGAUUUGGGAUAAAAAUUUGUUGAAUGGGAAAUAUUUUUUGAAUGUUGACGAUUGAUAAAUGGUAUGCCUUUUAAUGCUUGAUUGUAUCUUCUAUUGAUAUGUAUAGGCUGAAAAUGUGUGCUGAUUCAGUUAUGUAUUUAAAUACUAUUUCAUACUAACUUGUAUGAAGUGAUAUGGGCUAUCGUUUAAAAAUAUGCCUGUUAUUCCAAUACGGAUUGCACUAUAAUUCUAACAGACUUACUCACUUGAUGUGGGUCAUCUCACUCCAGUGUUUAUUACUGUUUGUUUGGUACUUUGAGGGGAGCUAUGUCAGCUUUUGAUCCUAAAAUGUUACUUUGGAUUGAUUCCCAAAUAAAUUUUAAAAAAGUAAGAGAAA
Messenger RNA from Amphiprion ocellaris (clown anemonefish), 3220 nucleotides. RefSeq names its product ilvB (bacterial acetolactate synthase)-like (gene ilvbl). The record is from RefSeq and is a predicted model, not a curated record. The transcript is spliced from 14 exons. The coding region runs from base 256 to 2127 and encodes 623 amino acids. Gene Ontology annotation, cellular component: acetolactate synthase complex. Lineage: Eukaryota; Metazoa; Chordata; Actinopteri; Pomacentridae. Gene Ontology annotation, molecular function: acetolactate synthase activity; magnesium ion binding; thiamine pyrophosphate binding. Gene Ontology annotation, biological process: L-valine biosynthetic process.